Schistosoma bovis is the source of this 1731-nucleotide messenger RNA. Lineage: Eukaryota; Metazoa; Platyhelminthes; Trematoda; Strigeidida; Schistosomatidae. The record is from the annotation of a GenBank genome assembly.
AUGCGAUUAUCGCGUAGCAUUUACUUCCUACGUCAAAAAUGCAUCAUUUUUCGUCAAAAGUGUAAAUUGACGGAGAACAGUCCCAUUCGUGUACGUUUCGCUCCAAGUCCUACAGGUUUUAUGCAUUUAGGCGGUUUACGUACUGCCUUAUUUAACAAGUUGUUUGCUGUGAAACACUCGGGGAAAUUCAUACUACGUAUUGAAGAUACGGAUAAGUCCAGAGUUCAACCAUAUGCUAAGGACGAUAUUAUCGAGUCGCUUCACUGGUCUGGACUAACUCCUGACGAAAGUCCAACCACUGGUGGAAAUUAUGGUUCGUACAUUCAAUCGGAAAGAAGACCCCUGUAUUCAUCUAUUGCUCAAAAGUUAAUUGAUGAAGGAUUUGCUUAUCGAUGCUUCUGCUCUUCAGAACGACUAGCUAUCUUACGCAAGGAACAAAGUCGUCGUAGGGAACCUCACCGUUAUGAUAAUCGUUGCCGUAAUUUAUCUCAAAGGGAAAUCGAUGAAAACUUAUCAGCUUCUCGGCCAUAUGUUAUUCGGUUCAAGAUUGAUAAUUCACCAAUAGAAGUAAAUGACAUCAUUUAUGGAAGUUCUGUCUUCAAUUCACUCAAUUCUGAAGGAGAUUUUAUCAUUGUGAAAUCCGAUGGUAUGCCUGUUUACCAUUUGGCCAACGUAAUUGAUGAUCAUUAUAUGGAAAUCAGUCAUGUUAUUAGAGGAUUUGAAUGGUUUACUUCCACGCCUAAGCAUUUGAUGCUAUAUAAAGCUUUAAAUUGGUCACCUCCACAGUUUGCACAUCUUCCUCUGUUACUUUCCAGUUCAGGUGGUAAACUGUCUAAACGUAGUCCAGAAUUCUCUCUUAUCGGUAGUGUUCACAGUUUGCGUAAGGCUGGUUAUAUGCCGUCUGCCGUAUUGAAUUGGUUGACAUCCACCGGAGGUGGUGUCUGUCAUGAUGAUUCUAACGAAAAGGGCGACUUUUCGAAUAAGUGGAGGCCUGAAUUUGAAUUCUCUGAAUUAGUUUCUCGAUUCAACUUAAGUAAUAUCAAUCGUCAUAACGCUCAUUUAUCAACAGAUUUGUUAAAAAUAUGCGGCCAAUUUCAUUUUGAUAAAGCUGUAAACAAUGCAUUGGAUUAUUGUAUAAUGCAUCAAAAGCAAAGUAAUCAGACCACUUAUAAAACUCCACAAAUACUAGAAACAAUUAAAGAAUAUCUGCAGUCAAAUGUAGAAAACUUAUCGAUUGGUAAAAGUCAAUCUGCUCAAAAUGAUUUGCGUGUGUUGAAACGAUUGCAACUCUUGAAAUGUCGUAUUCACUGCUUAGAUGACUUAGUCGACCCCGAUAAUGGUUUCUUAUUUAUGUGGAAGUCUCCAGAUUUAGCUACUUGUGAAGGCGUUAUCACUAAAAUUUCUAUCAAAAUACCUUUAGAAGAUAUACUCAGAUUGUUUGGAUGUUUUGUUGAAGAAAUGAAUCAUAUUCUUCAGAAAGAACAAGUGAAUGAUAGCACAGAUUUAAACUCCGAUGUGAUAACAACUUCCCUUCAGAGUGUCUGCGAACGUUCAGGAGUUGAACGUAAGACUGUAUUGCACCUAAUCAGAUUAGGCCUUAUAGGAUUCGAGGUGGGGCCUCCUGUGGUCGAACUUAUUCAAUUGUUGUCCAUACCAGAAGUGACUAAUCGGAUAAACAAUCUAAAGAAUUUUUUAAUACGGAACUGUUCUCAAUCUCAUGAAGCUUUGUAA